UAUGCCCUUAAUGCUUUUUAUAGUAAGUAAUCUUAAUGAAGAUGCCUAUUUUGAACGUUCAAUACAUUCGCCUCCUGACCUCCCAGCCAUAUAAAUGAGAGUGCCGGAAACUCAAUUAACAAAACCUGCACAAACAAAACAUCAUAAUCCACUUGAAACUUGAAGGGGUCUUUUCUUCUUUUUUUUUUUUUGUGUGUGAAAAUGCCUUCUGCUUCUUCAAAUUUUUUGCUUCCAUUAUGUGCUAUUCUUGUUUUCUAUAACACAGAUGCUAGCAUGGGAGAUGUUGGCUCUCCUGCUCCAGGCAAUACUCAAAAUCAAACAUUUUCGGCUCUUCUAGCAUUUGGAGAUUCAAUACUUGAUACGGGUAACAACAACAAUCUUUUUACAGUAACAAAAUGCAAUUUCCCUCCCUAUGGAAGAGACUUUCCUGGAGGAAAAGCAACUGGAAGAUUUGGGAAUGGAAAAGUUUUCUCUGACUUGAUAGGUAGUUUGGGAAUUAAGCCUGUAAUGCCAGCAUUUCUAGACCCAAAUUUUCAAAAUGAAGAUCUUGAAACAGGUGCAUGCUUUGCUUCAGGUGGUUCAGGAUUAGACAAACUAACAGCCCGAAUACAGAAUAUUCUAUCAAUCACGGAUCAGUUCAAUCUCUUCAAACAAUAUGUUGCAAAGCUUGAAGGAGCAGUUGGAGCAGAGAAAGCCAACGCUACCAUAUCCAACAGCUUGUUUCUUACUUCAUCUGGCAACAAUGACAUUGGGAUCACCUAUUUUUCAAUUUUGAGGAAUGACAUUAAUCAAUACACAACACAAUUGGUUGGCUGGGCUUCAUCUUUUCUUAAGGUAAAAGAUUUAUUAAUAUUUCUUUUCCGUAUUUUGUUCAACAUAGAAUUAAAAAAGAAAUUGAAGUAUCUCUCUUCUCAAUGGAAUCUGGUUAAAGGAUUUGCAUGGACUGGGAGCAAGGAACUUCUUGAUCUCAUUCAGAAUCCUAAUAAAUAUGGAUUUGAUGAUUCCACCCGUGGUUGCUGUGGCACAGGGACAUUUGAGGUAGCGUAUAUGUGCAACCAAUUAAAUCCAUUUACAUGUCCCAAUACAUCUAACCAGGUAUUUUGGGACACAGCGCAUCCCUCAGAAAGAGCAAUACAGGAUUAUUGUCUCGGAAGUCAUGGGCAAAAUUUCACAGCAGCUUUUGGUUUAAUUUGUUGUUUUUCUUUUAAAUUCCUUCUCUUUGUUUCAAAUGUUUUGACAUUUUCAGUCCACCAAUAA
Molecule: messenger RNA, 1257 nt
Organism: Durio zibethinus
Lineage: Eukaryota; Viridiplantae; Streptophyta; Magnoliopsida; Malvales; Malvaceae
Source: RefSeq, a predicted model, not a curated record